AUGUUGAGGCAGAAGGAGACUGAGAAUGAUGCGAGAUCUCUGGAGCAGGACCCUGAAACCAAGCUUAAACAACUGCCGAUCCGCAAUAUGAUGGCCAUUGAGAAGCUUCUCAAUUUUGUCGAAGAAGACGAGAGUGAUCAGACAUGUUGUUGUGAUCGAGAGAUUCUAGACGCAUUUCAGGAGGAGGAUUAA
Molecule: messenger RNA, 192 nt
Organism: Peronospora matthiolae
Lineage: Eukaryota; Oomycota; Peronosporomycetes; Peronosporales; Peronosporaceae
Source: the annotation of a GenBank genome assembly